GCCGGGAGCUAUCCGCGCGGGGCCCGGGCGCCGCAGGCACAGCGCAGAGCGCGGAAAACUACAGACGGCGGGGACCCGACGGCAGCGCCCACCCGCCCGCCAGCCGCCCAGCCCAGCCCUGCGAGCACCCCAGCUCGCGAUGGCGCCCGAGGCCGGGGCGCCCCCCCGCGCGCGGCGCCCUCUGCCCUGGGCGACGCUGCUGCUCCUGGCCGCGCUGCUGCCGGUCGUCUGCUCAGCCGGGGCUCCAGCUGACCACCCACUGAAGCCAAGGCAUGUGAAACUGCUGUCCACUAAAAUGGGCCUGAAAGUCACGUGGGACCCACCCAAAGAUGCUACCAGUAGACCCGUGGAGCAUUACAACAUUGCCUAUGGGAAGUCACUGAAAAAUCUUAAGUACAUCAAGGUGAAUGCGGAGACACACUCCUUCCUUAUUGAGGAUGUGGAGCCGGGGGUAGUGUACUUUGUGCUGGUUACGGCAGAAAACCAUGGUGGAGUGAGCCGUCCUGUUUACAGAGCUGAGAGCCUGCCUGGAGGUGAAUGGAUCAAGAUUGAUGGUUUUCCCAUUAAGGGUCCAGGACCAUUUAAUGAAACCGUCACAGAAAAGGAAGUGCCAAACAAGCCUUUGCGUGUUCGAGUCCGACCCUCAGAUGACCGGUUGUCCAUUGCGUGGAAGGCGCCACGCCUGUCUGGAGCCAAGAGUCCCCGCAGGUCACGGGGAUUUCUUCUGGGCUACGGGGAAAGCGGCCGGAAGAUGAAUUACAUUCCACUGAAAAGAGAUGAGCGAACACACGAAAUUAAAAAGCUAGGCAAGGAAGAGGCUGUGAUUUAUCGAGUCCUCCUGGAAGAUUCCAGUAGGAUCCAGUGGUCCCUUUACAUGCCUUUCCAUGUGUCCAUUGUCAUUUCAGAGGAGGAUAACCUGGACGUACCUGAAGACAUCAAUGUCCGGAUUAUGUCCUCCCAGUCGGUGCUUGUAGCCUGGGUGGAUCCUAUUUUGGAAAAACAGAAGAAAGUUGUUGCAUCAAGACAUUACACUGUGCGCUAUCGAGAAAAAGGGGAGCUGGCAAGGUGGGAGUACAAGCAGAUCCCCAACAGACGCGUGUUGAUCGAGAACUUGAUUCCAGACACCAUGUAUGAAUUUGCAGUCCGUAUUUCACAGGGUGAAAGAGACGGCAAAUGGAGUACCUCUGUCUUCCAAAGAACGCCAGAAUCUGCUCCCACUACAGCUCCCGAAAACUUAAACGUCUGGCCCGUCAAUGGCAAAACUACAGCAGUCACUGUAGCUUGGGACGCACUGCCUGAGACCGAGGGGAAAGUGAAAGAAUACAUUCUUUCAUACGCCCCGGCUCUCAAGCCAUUUGGAGCAAAGUCCCUCACCUACCCUGGAGAGACUACUUCUGCCCUAGUGGAUGGUCUGCAGCCUGGGGAACGCUAUCUUUUCAAAAUCCGGGCCGCAAACCGGAGAGGAAUGGGGCCUCACUCCAAAGCCUUCGUUGUUGCUAUGCCAACCGGUACCAGUGAGUCCAAUGUUCAGCAGAAAACAGGCACGGAGGAGAAGCGGAGACCUGAAAAACCCGAGCCUCCCUCGUCUUCCCCCAAAACGCCAGCUUCCUCAAAACACACUCAUGUGCCUGUUUCUCCUCGCGGUAGAAAUGACUUGAAGAACAAAAUACUAGCCAAUGGCGGGGUGCCCAGCAAACCCCAGCUUCAUCCUAAGACUGCAGGGUCGGAGCUUCAGUCGACAGAGCUCACAGAUGAGGAGGCGCUGGAUGCCCAAGGGGACCCACCAACGGCGCCCUCGGAGACCCAGGACCAGAGGCGACAGCAGAGGCCACCAAGCAGAUCUGUCCACCCGGCCCUUGCUUCCGGAAGGACUCCAGUGAGGGCCCGCACGCCCGUGCAGCCCCGAAAGGAAGGCGUGGAAAAGCCUGGUUCCUCGCUGCCCUCCCUCCACACCCCCGCUGAGGGCGGCCCUCAGGGCUCUGCCAACCUGCCGUCCAGCUCUGCUGACAAUGACUCCCUGGACCAAGAGGCUGACGAGCCAGCCGCAGGCUCCCUCCACCCCAAGGAUGCCUCUUCCGAGCAUCUUCGGCCCAAGAGCACAGCCUCCGCUCGGCCAGCCUUGGGGCCCGGCCGCCACUCGGCCUCCGGUACCGUGCGGGACAGACACCCCGCGCACCAUGGUGCAAAACCAGCCUUGCCGGCUCGGAGGGCCCCCCACGCUGAGGCUGGACAGGAAAACUCACGUGCUUCGGCCGCACCCUCCAGGCUUUCUCCACCUCAUGGGGGGUCAUCUCGGCUGCAGCCCACGGAACCCCACCCCGGCUCUCCGCUCUCCGGGGGCUGGAAGGACCGUCAUGAUGCCCCCGCCGUCAAGUCCAAGGCGCCGUCACGCCCGACCAAGCCCCCUUCUGUCUCCUCGCGCCUCUCCUCAAGGACACAGGUCCCUCAGCGAGCAGACACCUCUGAUGGCGAUAGUGACAGGGAUGCAGAAGAUGAAGGGAGGCAGGGCGAGGCCACUGCCCCGACGCCUCGGGCCCGGCUGCCCGCGGGUGGCCCUGUCUCUGGACAUUUCAGCUUGCACAGAAACAAGCCCUUUGUUGCCCAUGGUAGAUACCCAAACAGGUUUGGCAAUGGCCGGGGACCCAGGUUACAGCCCUCCAGCUCCCCGCUGUCCACUGCGUCCCCCAGAGUUCCCUCAAGAGGGAAUUCCCAGUCGGCUUCUGAGCGGAGGCGAGGCUUGGGUAUCCAUGGUGAGGACACGGAGGCAGAAGACGAAAAGCCACUUCCGGCCACCAUUGUCAAUGACCACGUGCCUUCCUCCCGGGGCAUAAAUCACCUGCAAAGAGGCCCCCAGAGGGAAACGAACCUUCCGCGGAAAGAGUCCCCAGUAGAGAACCCCAAGUCCGCUGGGACCUGGGCAGGUGCGCACCCCCAGGACAGAUCGCAGUCCUCUAAGGCGCAGGAUAUACAACAGAGCACAGACGAGGCCGUGGAGGAGGGUUCUCCCAAAACCCACCUGUCCUCUGCUCGGCUGCCCGCAGGGAGGUCACAGCACCACCCCGGGUCCAGCGUGCCCAAAAGGAAGCCCGGGCUUCCCCAGGACCCUUACGCAUCCAGAGGCAGUCAGUCCUCCCUCCUGGCGAACUCCCGCGGGGUGCCCCCCACAUCUCCCCAGAAUCAAAACGAGGACUCCGAGAGCAGAUAUGGCGAAAACCACGACGACGACAGCACAGAAGCAGAGGCCCGAGGUGUCCGGGCGCCCGCACACUCGGCCCCGGCCAAGGACACCACCCUGUCUCUCCCCAAGCACAGGCAAGUGGAGGCCCCAGCAGGAAGCGCGGGCGACAGCCACCUCCGCAGACCUCCAGGACCCUCCCUGAGGCCUGGCAGGCCCUACACCCACGCCCGCACCAGGGUCCCGGCCCGAGCAGGGGCCCAGGCGGCGGCGAAGGACCGGGAGUCUCAGGCCACACCACUCAAGAGGGAGCCUCUCACCUCUAAAUCUCAGCAGUCGGUCUCAGCUGAGGAGGAGGAUGAAGACGCCGGGUUUUUUAAAGGAGGAAAGGAUGAAGACCCGCUGUCUUCUUCGUCUCUUUCAAAGUGGCGCUCCUCGUCUGACCCCAGGGGCAGCAAAUAUACGGAUGGGAACAGAGCUAAGGAGGAGACAGAGUCUGCCUUGGUGCCUGCGCCCCCCAGAGGGAGCUCCCCCCAGGAGGAGAAUGCAACCCCGGCGCAGCGAUCUCCUCCACCUCCACGCAGCUCCCCGAGAGCCUCGCACCUCCUGCCCAGACACCCCCCUCGCAGCUAUGUCACCCCCAGUGCCGCCGUGAGCACCCCUGCGCGGCCACGGUACACCACCCGCGCCCCUCCGGCCUAUUCGUCCACCACCCCCAUGCUCUCCCUGCGCCAGCGCAUGAUGAACUCCAGGUUCCGGAACCCUCUCUCACGCCAGCCUGUGAGACCCCCUUUCAGACAAGGUUAUAAUGGCAGGCCAAAUGUAGAAGGGCAAGUACAUCCUGGUAGUAAUGGAAAACCGAACGGACAAAGAAUUAUCAAUGGCCCUCAAGGAACAAAGUGGGUGGUGGACCUCGUCCGUGGGUUAGUACUGAAUGCAGAAGGAAGGUACCUCCAAGAUUCACAUGGAAAUCCUCUUCGGGUUAAACUAGGAGGAGAUGGUCGAACCAUUGUGGAUCUGGGAGGAACCCCUGUAGUGAGCCCUGAUGGGCUCCCCCUCUUCGGGCAGGGGCGGCAUGGCAAACCCCUGGCCAGUGCCCAGGAUAAGCCCAUUAUGAGUCUUGGAGGGAAGCCCCUGGUAGGCUUGGAGGUCAUCAAAACAACCACCCGAGCCCCCACCACAACCGAGAGACCCACCACUACCCCUCGGCCCACGACCACCACCCGCCGCAUGACCACCACCACGCGCCCAACGACCACCACCACGCGCCCAACGACCACCAUCCGAACCACUACUAAGACAACCACCACCACCACCACCACCACCACCACCACCACCACCCCUGUCCCCACCUGCCCUCCUGGGACCCUGGAGCGGCAUGAUGAAGAUGGCAAUCUGAUAAUGGGCUCAAGUGGGGUCCCGGAGUGCUCCCCUGAGGAAGAUGAUUUCUCAGGAUUAGAGACCGACACGGUGAUUCCCACGGAAGAGGCAUACGUUGUCUAUGACGGAGAUUAUGAAUCUGAGAACUCGAGGUCACCGGCCACCACCAAGCCCUUCACCACCACUGCCACGCCCGUGGUUUUCCCACCGGAAGGCACCAUUAGCUCCUUUCCCGAAGAAGAAUUCGAUAUGGCUGGAAAGAAAAGAUUUGUUGCUCCUUAUGUGACGUACCUAAGUAAAGACCCAUCAGCCCCAUGCUCUCUGACCGAUGCUCUGGAUCACUUCCAAGUGGAAAGCCUGGAUGAAAUCAUUCCAAGCGACAUGAGGAAGAAUGACCUGCCUCCUCAGCAUGUCCCCCGCAACAUCACCGUGGUUGCUAUGGAAGGUUGCCACUCAUUUGUCAUUGUGGACUGGGACAAAGCCACCCCGGGAGAUGUGGUAACAGGUUACCUGGUUUACAGUGCAUCCUAUGAUGACUUCAUCAGGAACAAGUGGUCCACGCAAGCGUCAGCAGUCACUCAUUUGCCCAUUGAAAACCUGAAGCCAAACACGAGGUAUUAUUUUAAAGUUCAAGCCAAAAAUCCUCACGGCUAUGGACCUAUCAGCCCUUCAGUCUCAUUCAUUACAGAAUCAGACAAUCCUCUGCUUGUUGUGAGGCCACCAGGGUACAGAAAGUUCGUGGGAGUUGUUCUUUGUAACUCACUGCGGUAUAAGAUCUACCUCAGUGACAACCUGAAAGACACAUUCUACAGCAUUGGGGACAGCUGGGGAAGAGGUGAAGACCAUUGCCAAUUUGUGGAUUCACAUCUUGAUGGAAGAACAGGGCCUCAGUCCUAUAUAGAAGGCCUCCCUAGAAUUCAAGGCUACUAUCGCCAGUAUCGCCAGGAGCCCGUCAGCUUUGGCAACAUUGGCUUUGGAACCCCCUACUACUAUGUGGGCUGGUACGAGUGUGGGGUCUCCAUCCCAGGGAAGUGGUAACCCAGGCUGAAUCAUGCUGAAAGCUCACCCUGCCUGGCCCCCUUGACUAACUUGCACUAGGGGCCAUGAGCAGGAAAACUAGAUGGUGUCCAAAGCCACACAGCCCCGGGCGUCAGCAAGGCCACAAGAUGGACACUGGAUAUUUUGGGCAUCUUCAGUCUGGAACUCAGCCCCACUUCCUGGCCUGGACUGCACACAGGAUUCAAUGUUGCUGUUAACUUUGCUUCUCCAUACAUUUUGCUUAUAAUAGCACAUCCCAGAGACAAGUGAAACACGCCACUACAGAGGAUGCCCACUGAUUCAGGGCGAUUUUCACACUCUUUAGGCACAAAAUUCAGACCCCUUGGUAUUUCCAGGGAACAGCAGAAGCACGCUGUGCUGGCUUCAUGGAACGCUACACGCUUUCUUUUUCCUCACUGGACUCCUCCAAAACUAGCUGAAUUUAAGCUUCGGAUCUCUUUUUAUGCAGUAGAACUGAAUUACUGAAAUCACCACCAAAGGAAAUGUACCCUACUUAAGAUUUAUCCCAUGGACUUACCCACUGCUAGACCAAAUGUAUCAAAUCUUCUUUGUAAAUUCUCAUUUUGAUAUAUAUAUAUAUAUAUAUAUAUAUGUAUGUAUAUAUGCAUAUACAUAUCCACACUUGUCUACAAGAACAUUGAUUAAAAUUGCUAAAUUUGUUCCUGUUCACUAGAUAAAUGUGUGUGGGACUUUUUGGAGCAAAGGUGCUGUUUAUUAACAUCUUCUAGACGUGUCCAAAGUAUCUGUGCUCUACAGACUAUGACAACAAUGGAAAGGUAUGCGUUUCUCCUGUGAAUAGCGCUGGACUGUGGGAAUGUUUAGGAUGGUGCGAUGCUAGUGUUGAACUAGAUGCAAACAGAGCACCUUCUACCUAAGAAGACCUUCUUUCCGUACCCAGGUGAAAAAUGUACUAACUGC
Messenger RNA from Hipposideros armiger (great roundleaf bat), 6532 nucleotides. RefSeq names its product fibronectin type III domain containing 1 (gene FNDC1). The record is from RefSeq and is a predicted model, not a curated record. Gene Ontology annotation, molecular function: protein binding. The transcript is spliced from 23 exons. Bases 140 to 5593 code for a protein of 1817 amino acids. Lineage: Eukaryota; Metazoa; Chordata; Mammalia; Chiroptera; Hipposideridae.